AUGGACACGCACUACUCGAUUGCCAGUGCCCGUGUGGAUAUCCACGAGGGUGGAAAGACGGUGCAGAUCACCUGCACGACAUUGAUGAAACAUUUCCGUGCUGGCGAGGCCUUUAGCAAUACGCCGGGCGCGAAUAAUGGUCCUAUACAUGAUUUUAGGGGGUUGAAGGAAAAGGAUGGGAUGUGGAAGUUGAAUGCAUGGAUUCUUGAGCCGAAAUUUGCACAAGAAACCCUGAUAUUAUGCCCAAUGUGCCGGAGGGUGGCCUUUGAUAGAUUGUUGGAAGAUUUCCAGCGUGUGCCGGAAGAUAUGUGA
Messenger RNA from Talaromyces marneffei, 312 nucleotides. RefSeq lists its product as uncharacterized. The transcript has a single exon. Bases 1 to 312 code for a protein of 103 amino acids. The record is from RefSeq and is a predicted model, not a curated record. Lineage: Eukaryota; Fungi; Ascomycota; Eurotiomycetes; Eurotiales; Trichocomaceae.